AUGGACCGAGGUGAGCCCUCAUUGAAACCAGAAUGGCUGGUGCGCGGGGUUGCCACACCGACAGUAGCUGCCACAGGCUUCCGGCCAGGAAUUUCGCCCCGUGCAGAUGAUCAAGACAGGGGUGCUUCAUCAAGAAACCGAUCUUCAGGCCGUGAUCGUGAACGGAACUCCCAACAGUCCUCUUCACGCAGGGGUUCUGGCCAAAGUGUGUCCAGACGGCAUGACCGGGAUGGAACAGUGAAGUCAAGAGGGUAUGCUAGUUUUGGAAGGAGCAACAGGGACAGGGGUUGUGACAAGGAUUCUGAUUUCCGUGAUUGGGAGAGUAGAUUGGGUCUUGCAGGUGACCCACUGCGUGAUGGCUUUGGGCCCUUUAACUCAUGCAGACCCGAAAGCGAUAGGCUUAAUCGUAUUCGUCCAAAGUUGGACACAUUGAAUCGAGCAUCUGGAGUAAGUUUGGACAAUGGUAAUCUGUCUAGAAAGGAUGCUGGCGGCAUGUCCUUUGAGCGAGAAUUCCCACACCUUAGUUCUGAGGACAACAAUGGAAAACAUGAUGUAGUUAGAGUUCCAUCUCCUGGAAUUGGCUCCCCAAUUCAGAGCAUACCAUUGGUUACUGCGCCUGAUGGCUGGAACUCAGUGCUAGCAGAAGUCCCUGGACUUAGUGAGCCAAGCAAUACCCAGACCUCUUCUGCUUCAUCACGUGCUGGUUCCAGUCAGCAGCUUGUAGUGUCGAACUGUGGGACUGCCUUAAGCAUGGCUGAAACAGUAAUGCAGACUCCAUUAAAAAUUUCCACCACACCUCAGCUAUCAAUUGAUGCUCAGAAGAUUGAAGAAAGAACUAUGAGGCAGUGUAUUCUAAGACCUCUGACGCCUUCAUCAAACAAAAAUUCUGUAUGUACUUUGUCAGAUAGGUUAAAAACGAAAGGUGCAAGAGCUGGGGAUUCUAAUGGUUCUACCAAAACUGCACCCCAACUGUCAGCACAGUCUUCCAAUAACUCUGUUCGUACUCCAGUCAAAUCUGAGGUUGCCAAGCCAUCUCAACCAGGAUCCUUCCAAGUCCUGACCCGUGAGCAGAAUGGUGCUGCAAAUACCUCAAAAGACUCCACUAGCAAUCCUUUAAGCCCUAUUCUAGGUCGAUCUUCUUCAGUGGAACCACUGAAAAAGCCCCUUGUCAACCAAAAGCUUAAAGGUGUCAUAAAUGGCCUCCCUUUGCAAUUACAACAAGGUCCAUCUGGUGAGAGAAAAUCAAUAACAAAAGCCAAGCAUAAAUUCUUUGAGUUGCUGCGAAGCAAGUCUUUAAAUGGUUCAAGCAUGGGUAUUGAAUCCUCAUCUAGCUUGAUUAAUGAACAGAAGAACCCAUGUCUUGAUUUAUCCUUGUUUGACGCUGGAAUCAAGUGUAUUGAGACUGGAAGUAGUUCUUGUGAGGAUGCAAAUUCUUGUGAUGGGUCUCAGCGACACCUCUCUGACAAUGAGGAAACAAAGGCAUCUUUGGAACCUCUUGAUGUUUUUUAUCGUGAGUCCCAUGGGGUUGCAGCUGUCAAGGAUAGCAACUCUUUAUCAGAUCAUGCUGAUGCCGAAAAUGGAUCUAUGGCGCCUCAGGCAGACAAGGCUGAAGCUACUCUGGCCAUUAUGGCAGCAGAUAUAAAUGAUGGUUCUGCAAAGGCAGACUCCAGCUAUGGUGAUGCCGGUUUGUUGUUUGUGCCCAUUGUAACUGGGGAAGAGGAAUCAUAUCCUACUGAAGAUGAACCCAGUCCAGAAGAAAUGGCUUUCCUGAAAUCUCUUGGCUGGAAAGAAGACGAAGUAGUUCCGCCUCUGAAACAGGAAGAGAUAGCUGAUUGUGUAAGUUUUGUUAUGUUUCUUAUUCUAGUUCAUCAACAUUAUUUGGCUUUCAGUACACACUCAUGUGCUUAA
Molecule: messenger RNA, 1908 nt
Organism: Triticum turgidum subsp. durum (durum wheat)
Lineage: Eukaryota; Viridiplantae; Streptophyta; Magnoliopsida; Poales; Poaceae
Source: the annotation of a GenBank genome assembly